GGCCGGGCCCGGCGGAGCCGCGCCGAGCCGAGCCCCUGCCGCCGCGCUCGGCAGCGCCCGGCCGAGCUAAGAUGGAGCCCAGGGCAGCGCCGCCGAAGCCUGAGUCUCGCCUGGCUCGCCUGACCCUUCAUUUCACUGCGGCCAGGAGGAGCCCGGAGCCCGCCGCCGCCUCCUCUCCCUGCUCUGCAGGGACCUCGCCUGCCACGGUCUGCCUCCCCGCCGCCCCCUCCCACGCCGCCGGCGGCGGCCCCGGCCCCUCCGGGGUGGCCCUGGGGUCAGUGUGGGGUGCCCCGCCGGCCCCCUCCGCUGCCGCUGCCCGCCUACCCCCGCUCCCGGGCCGCCCAGCCCCGCCGCAACCUUUAGCCGGGGACAGACCUCUCGGCUGGUUCCGCACAAGACGCCAGCAGCCGCUUCCCCUCUCGCCGCCCUCCCCUCCCGUGCUUAGCCCCCCUCCCCACCCCAAUAAAACAGACCCCCCUCCCUCUGGCCCCAAAGAGAAACCCACACCGCCCCCCCCCACCCCCCCCUUAGCACAAAUGCACAAUCACGGGCGAGGGGAGGGAGAGGGAGGAAAGGGCGAGAGACGCGAAGAAAGAAGGGGGGAAAGGAGAGAGAGGAAAAAUUAAAAGGGCACAAGGCUGUUCAUCACCAACAUGGCUGCCUUAGCUCAGACCUAAAAGAGGAAUAACCCAGGCUGUGUCUUUGUCAGUUUCACCUCUGUAACCCUAAACUAAUGCACGAAACGACGGAGGCGGCUGCAGAGGGGAAGGAGACGGGGAGAGGAGGAAGGAGAAAAUGGCAAAAAGAGGGGGCACUUACGUGAAGAGAGGCGCUUGGGCUGCUCCUGCUUCCUCCUGGGCAUUUUCCCCCUUUU
This is a messenger RNA of Oenanthe melanoleuca, 874 nucleotides long. RefSeq lists its product as uncharacterized. The coding region runs from base 72 to 626 and encodes 184 amino acids. The record is from RefSeq and is a predicted model, not a curated record. The transcript is spliced from 2 exons. Lineage: Eukaryota; Metazoa; Chordata; Aves; Passeriformes; Muscicapidae.